CCUGUCCAUCAGAUCUGUUCCGUUCAAAAUCUUUUCCAACACAAAUAAUUCUCAAUUCAAUUCAACCCUUCCAUUGAGAUACGGGUUUCUUAGACAAAAGACGCUCAAUGUCAGAGUAACCAAUCAUGGGGCCAGAGAAACCGUUGCCAAUUUCUGAUGUAUUUUCAGGUCCUAAUGAAUUUUCCGAGUCCUUAUUAGAAUUUUUGACGACCUCUGAACUUCUUGAGCGAUUCUGCGGAGGCAUCCAUGUCCUCGAUUUCUUUACUCGAAGUCCAAGCCUUUAUGAGACGGCGAUUCCACAGGAAUGGCGAGAGUGGUUUCACGACAUUCAGAUCGCGGACAUCCUGGACUUUCUGAUGCGGGAAGAUCUCCAAAAGUUCAACGGUGACGAUGACUCAGGAGGGUUCGCAUGGCGAGGGAGGCCGUUCCCUCCGCAAAGUCUGCUGGACUAUGUGGGAACUGUGAGGAUGCACCUGAUGCGGCGUGACUUUAACCCACCGCAAAAAGAAGUCAAGCUCUCUCGCCCCGUUGCCUCGGGGAUGAAAGUGAAAAAGGUCCACGAGGUGCAGAACUUUGCGCAAUACGUCGAGAGGCUGACGGGUGACAUCGCUGAAUAUACAGGGCAGCCGAUCACUCAUCUGGUCGAUUUUGGGUCGGGGCAGAAUUAUUUAGGAAGAGCAUUGGCAAGCGAGCCGUACAACAGGGAUAUCAUUGCGAUUGAGACUAGGCCACAUAACAUCGAAGGUGCAAAGACGCUCGAUGUGCUCGCAAAGUUGGUCGAGAGACCCAGAACCAUGCGGAACAAGAAGCUCUGGCUACUGGAGCAGCGAGGAGUUCAAUCUGGAAAGCGACGGAAUCCGAAGACCACAGGAGGUCAGGAGAAGACGGACGAUCGGAUGCCCAAAGAGGAUGGAGAAUGCACUCUCUGCGAGGAUGGGAGGAUGGUGUCAGCUGCACCAAAUGCCACACCAGACACGCCGUUGGAGGCAAUACCAGCUGACGCGAAAGGCACCGUUCAGUAUAUCAAUCAUUGGGUGGUGAAUGGAUCAUUAGGUCCAAUCAUGCCACAAAUAGGCUCGAAAUCACAAACUCCGCCUUCUCUUCUAACCAUAUCCCUCCACUCCUGCGGCAACCUCCUGCACCAUGCGCUCCGUACGGUUACCGCCAAUCCUGAAGUCCGCGCCGUAGCACUAAUCGGCUGCUGCUACAAUCUCAUGACCGAGCGUCUUGGGAAAGGGAUGACGUACAAGCAUCCUAGUCUGCGGAUUCCCGAUGCAGUGAAACGAAUGGAGCGAGAAGCGAGCGCGAAGGACGAGAUGGGAUUCCCGAUGAGCGAGCGGAUGUGUAGCUACCAAUAUUCGAAGAAGAAGAAGAAGCAUGGCCUAGAUGGCGUCGACGGAGACCUAGAGGAAGAAGAGGAGGGAAUUCGGCUCAACAUCACCGCGCGGAUGAUGGCCGUCCAAGCACCGCAGAACUGGGGACCGAAAGACAGCGACUCUUUCUUCACUCGACACUUCUACCGAUCCGUGCUCCAGCGCAUUUUCCUUGACAUCGGCGUCAUAGAUACGUGCCGCAAAGCCUCUGCCCGGCCCCAAUCCCCGGAGACGCCAAUAGUCCGAGCCGUCAGUCCCGCCGGCGGCAGCGAUACCGCCGGCCAACCUAUCAUCAUCGGCGGGCUUCGCAAAUCGUGCUACAGCAACUUCCUCAGUUACGUCCGCGGCGCCCAGGCGAAGAUGGAGGCGAUGGCAAUGUCGAAUGGCGUCCCUGAGGAGGUUCACCCAGAAGAUGGGGUCAAUCCCAGGACUGGAAGGCCCAUUGCUGACACAUCGCAAUACCCUCCUGUACCGUAUGCGAAGAUCGCAGCGGCGCUAGGAUUGAUCGCGGAUGAGGAGAUUGAGGACUACCACCAACGAUAUCUACCGCGGAAGCAUGAAUUGAGCAUCGCGUGGAGUUUGAUGGCGUAUAGUGCUGGGGUGGUUGAGUCGGCGAUUGUGCUGGAUAGGUGGUUGUGGUUGAAGGAACAGGACGAGAUCAAGGAGGCUUGGGUGGAGCCGGUUUUUGACUAUGGGAUGAGUCCAAGGAACCUUUGCAUCGUUGGAGUUAAGAGAUGAGCUGCCUUUUAAGCCACAGCUGUUACUAUAUAUUGUCGUUCGAUUUUGUCAACCCCGUUGCACAGCCGACGGACAAGUCAAGUUGGACUUCAAGAAACAUACCAGGG
Molecule: messenger RNA, 2218 nt
Organism: Eremomyces bilateralis CBS 781.70
Lineage: Eukaryota; Fungi; Ascomycota; Dothideomycetes; Eremomycetales; Eremomycetaceae
Exons: 1
Coding region: 126-2111 (661 amino acids)
Source: RefSeq, a predicted model, not a curated record